AUGGGCAAAGAGCGAGCCCCGGUUUUGGCCAUGCUUGACGAGAGGCACCCUCCCCUUCCUACGAAACGUGCGCAAAGCUGCUACACCCUUGGGCGAAUCGUACAGCAUAACGUUGUGAUCACUACUCUGCCAGAAAUCGGGACCAACAGAGCUGCACACAUGGCCACGCAGUUGAUGAACGACUUUCCGUCGCUGAGGUUUGGCUUACUGGUGGGCAUAGGAGGAGGGAUCCCCGACCGGGAAGGGAAAUUAGAUAUCCGACUGGGCGACGUUGUCGUGAGCACACCCACAGCGACGAACGGCGGCGUCAUACAAUACGACAUGGGCAAAUCCACUCAACAUGAUGGAUUCCACCGCACAGGCUCGUUGAAUAAGCCUCCUUCCGUCUUGCUGACGGCGGUGGAAAGCCUCAAAGCAGAAUACCUUUUGGGACGAAGUCCCAUGAAUGAUUAUUUGUCGAAGAUCGGCGACGAAAUCUCAGAUUGCAGGUAUCCGGGCGCGCAACGAGAUCUCUUAUUCAAACCAACAUAUUCGCAUCAAAGCGUAGGGACAUGCAGACAAUGUGACCGUUCCAAGCUCGUGAGGCGCCAGACUCGACCAAACUCCAGGCACGUCAUUCACUACGGCACCAUUGGAUCCGGAAAUUCCGUGGUCAAAGAUGCCCGCGAGCGCGAAAGGCUACGAAGAGAUGGUAUUAUCUGUGUGGAAAUGGAGGCAGCAGGACUGAUGGACACAUUCCCUUGCCUUGUUAUUCGAGGCAUCUGUGACUACGCAGACUCGCACAAGAACAAAGUCUGGCAGCCUUAUGCAGCGGCAACAGCCGCAGCAUACAUGAAGGACUUGCUGAUGACUGUCCCUCCUCAAGGUGUUCGGGACGAGCUGAGGGUGAUUGAAGUUGUGGACGUCCGUCAGAUCACCGAGAUGAUUCACGCUGGGAAACAUUGGGAAAUGAUGGCCUGGCUUUCAAGGGUCAACUUCUGGGUCAAACAAGAAAGCAUCCUUCAACGGGCACAGGAAGGCACUGGACAAUGGAUCCUUCGACACCCCAAAUUCACAUCGUGGGUUGCGCGAGAGUGUGGAUUACUGUGGUGCCACGGAGAGCCAGGUGUGGGUAAGACAAUUCUCACGUCGAUCGUCAUCGAACAUUUGGCAAAAUCAAAGAAGGAGAAUGAGGCGCUUGCCUGGAUAUACGCCGACUAUCGCGAGCAUAGCAACUUGACUAUGGAGAACCUCUUAUCAAACAUCCUUGCUCAGCUCUUCCAGCAACAUGGCGAGUUAUCGCAAUCGAUGAUGAAGUCCCUUGGUGUCAAUUGGCAGGAAGCAAAGCCGACCUUGGUCCAGUAUCGAACCUGGCUUCAAGACGAGCGUCGGAGAUGUGGCCGGACCACGGUCAUCAUCGAUGCUCUGGAUGAGCUGCCAAACAGAGACCUCGGCGAGCGCUUCAUUGAUGAACUGCGACAACUUCGACCACCUAUACGUCUACUCGUUACCUCAAGGCCCUAUCCGGAGAUGCGGAAAUUCUUCCAUGGUGCAAGUGCCCUUGAGAUACAACCUCGGAAAGAGGACGUGAUCCUUUUUGUGAAGAGUCGGCUAGAGUCCAGCCUCAGCCUGAAGGGACAUAUUGACCAAAAUGCUUCGCUAUCAGACCUCCUGGUCGAAAAGUUAAGUCAGGCAAAUGAGAAAAUGUUUUUGAAAGCCCAACUGGUCCUCAACGUCCUUGAGAAUAUCAAGAAAGUAGAGGAUGUCGAAGCAGCCCUCACAUCUUUGCCACCUGAUUAUAAUGGGUGGUACGACUUCAGCCUCAAGCAGAUUGAGAUGCAGGCGCCCUCUCACAGGGACAAAGCGUUCAAGAUUUUGGCAUGGCUGUCUCAUGCCAUCGAUCCACUGAGUGUUGAAGCUUUGCAGCAAGGACUUUUGGUUCAGCCUGGGGACACCAAACUCGACAAUGACCUCCAGACGCCCGAGGAGGAGAUGAUCUCUGUCUGUCACGGCCUUGUGAUCUGUGAAAUCGAUAGAAUCGACAAUGUCCCAACUCGUUCCCUCAAACUGCUGCAUGAAACUGCUAGUGCAUAUCUCAAGAAAGUCCAAUCUGUCUACCUCCCGGCCGGUCAUGACAUGAUCCUGAGUGCUUGUUUAGCAUACAUGUCUUUGUCAGACUUCUCAAAUCUGCGGAUUCACCAAAUACAAGUUGAUGCAAGGGCCAGUGAAUUUUCAUUUUACAACUAUGCGACCAGGAAUUGGUCGAAGCACGCAAUCCAAGGCAAUCUUGAAGAUGCCUUCCGAGAACAAAUUGUCAAAUUCCUGGAGAGUUCUCAUCGUCAUAGUGCCGAUGAGAUGAUGAGCAGAUACUGGCGCAGUGCAUGGGGUUGCGAGUAUGCCAAUCGGUGGACAGACUGGGACAAACGCUUGAAUAAGAGAAGAGACUCUCCGGUUGAUGCUGCUGCUGCCAGGUAUGGAUUAAGCUGGACAGACUGGAACAGACACUCAAUUGAGAGAAGAGACUCUCCGGUUCAUGCUGCUGCUGGAUAUGGAUUGAGCAAGAGCCUUAGCUUCUUGUUGGACCACAAAGGCUACCAGAAAGACAUGAUCAACAACUUUGGGGAGACACCCCUGCACCGAGCAGCACAGCUUGGUGAAACCGGCUCUAUCGACGUCCUCCUGGCACAUGGAGCGGAUAUCGCAGCUAAAGUCAACCAUCAUUAUUUCAAUGAUGCCAGUUGCCUUAUAUUGGCGACUCAAUGCCAACAGGCCGAUGCAGCCCGUGUUUUCCUCAACCAUGGACUGGGCGUGAAUACAUAUGAUCCGAAAUACUUGACUUUCCCGUUGCAUCUUGCCGCCAGCACAAACACCGAAUUGACCCAGCUCUUCCUCGAUCAUGGUGCGAAAGUUGAUUUUCCGGGGAAGUCACCCGUGUUUCCUGAAACGUUUAUGACCAGUCUCCAUUUCGCCGUCUUCAAUGCACACGUCUUUCCAGAUGCUCUUGAGAGGGUCAGACUGCUUCUGGACAGGGGCGCCGACAUCAACAUGCAAUCAGUGGCGACUGGCAACACUCCUUUGCAUAUGGCGGCGUUGAUCGGACACAAAGAUUUGAUUGUCCUCCUCUUCCAGAAAGGCGCGAACAUGGAAGUGCGCAACAAAGCGGGAAAAUCUGCAGUUCGACUUAUUCGAGAAAAGGGCUUUUUCUCUUCCGAUCAAAGGGGUGUACCUAUCGAAUGUCUGGUUGUAUUGGAACAGGGAUCCAAUCUACACCGCGCGGCAUGGUCCCGACAUCACGAGGGGGUCCUUGAAUUGUUGGCACAGGGGAGCAAUUUGAAAGAAGAGGACCAAGAUGGAAGCACACUGUGGGACUAUUGCAUCGCUGGGGCGGAUAUGAUGCUGGCGGAGAAAUUGGUCAACUACAUGGACCAGUGCCAAUUACCCGACCGCAACGAAAUCGGCAACACUGCAUUCGAAGCGGCCCUCAAGUCCAUGACGGCAUUCGACUACACAGACGACAAGACUUGGGAGGUUGCUGUGGAAAUCGGCCGACUCCUCCUCAAGUACCGCGAGGAACUUGAUCACGACUUGGAAUUUGCCAGAAUCCGGAGUCCGAUCUCGGGAUAUAACAAAACGUAUCUCAUCUGGGCAGCGGAGCUGGGGAGGAUUUCUCAAGUCCGGUUUCUGCUGGACUGUGGAGCAGACGUCAAUGCCGCCGACGUGUUCGGAAGUACUGGAUUGCACUAUGCGACGAACAAUCAGAACUACGACAUAAUUCGCCUUUUGGUGGAAAACGGUGCCGACUUGCUGCUCAAAGAUCGACAAGGCCGCACUUCUCUGGAUGCCGCUGAGAGGACCAAUAAUCAGCUCAUAUAUAACGAACUGAAGCUGCAUCUCGCAAGUCAGUCGAGAUGA
This is a messenger RNA of Fonsecaea multimorphosa CBS 102226, 3891 nucleotides long. RefSeq lists its product as uncharacterized. The coding region runs from base 1 to 3891 and encodes 1296 amino acids. Gene Ontology annotation, biological process: nucleoside metabolic process. Lineage: Eukaryota; Fungi; Ascomycota; Eurotiomycetes; Chaetothyriales; Herpotrichiellaceae. Gene Ontology annotation, molecular function: catalytic activity; protein binding. The record is from RefSeq and is a predicted model, not a curated record. The transcript is spliced from 2 exons.